Molecule: messenger RNA, 1549 nt
Organism: Triticum aestivum (bread wheat)
Lineage: Eukaryota; Viridiplantae; Streptophyta; Magnoliopsida; Poales; Poaceae
Product: RING-H2 finger protein ATL70
Exons: 1
Coding region: 619-1053 (144 amino acids)
Source: RefSeq, a predicted model, not a curated record
AGUAGUUGAAGUAUAGUUUUGCAUCUUCUAUUGAUUGCUCUUUUACAUCUCCAAUAUAUAUUUUCUGUUGGAGUUGGCAUUUUUUUAAGAUGCAAAAAGCAUUUUUUAAAGAUGUAAAAUUUUAUAUUUUCUGUUUUGCAUCUCCAAAUUUGCAUCUUUGCUCUCACUAUCUCAUCCACGUCGCCUCUCUGUUUUCGCGCACCCUGCUCAACACGUCGGAGCUCGAUCGAUCAGCAGGCCGGAGUUGACCGCCGGCGGCGUGCCCCGUGCGACCGCGGCCCCUCGGGCCACCGCGAGCCAUUCCCAUUCCUGAAUAAAGAAAGAGGAGGAAGAGAAGCCGAGUUCCUCGAAUGGUAAGCAGGCGUUGACCAGAACAGAGUGGAUCACAUCGCCGCCACCACCACCUGAUGAUUCCACGAAAGAUAUACACGUCCCAUCCGAUCAGAUAGCUUAUCAUCUUCCAUACUUUUAGUUGUUGAUGCGGAGAUAGAUAAGCGGCCGUUGACUUUACCUGGCGCGCGCGCGGCGGGCCUCGGUUCAGCUCAUCUCGCUCGCGGUCGCCGGAGCCGGAGCCCGGACGAGGACGGACGCCGGGGCCGGGGGGCGGGGGCAUGUGAAAUGGCGGCGCUGGAGAUCGCCUUCGCCGCCAUCAGCGUCGCGGUCAUCAUCGCCAUUGCCUACUUCCUCCACACGUGCUCGCGGGAGGCCACGCCUGUGCCGAUGCCGCCGCCCCCCGGCGCGGAGGAGGCCGCCGCCGCCGCCGGCGACGUCGAGAUGCAGGCCGGGAUGGACGAGGCCGCGAUCAGCGCGCUGCCCAAGGUGGUGGUGCGCGGCGGGGCCGGGGAGGCGUCGGCGUCCUCGUCGUCCACGAGCUGCGCGGUGUGCCUGGGGGAGUACGACCGGGGAGACGUGCUGCGGGUGCUGCCGGACUGCGCGCACUCGUUCCACCGGCCGUGCGUCGACCAGUGGCUGCGCCUCCGCCCCAGCUGCCCCGUCUGCCGCACGCCGCCGUCUACGCCGGCGCCGGCAGCCCCCUCGCCCAGCCAAACGUGAUUUUUUUUUUCUGAAACUCUCAAGAUGUAAAGCAAAGUGUAUGUACAUUUCUGUAUACUUCACUGCAAAUAUUUGGAUGGUCGUAGGAGCAUCGCCAGCACAUCUCCAAACCAUCUACUCCCUCCGUCCCAAAAUUCUUGUCUUAGAUUUGUCUAGAUACGGAUGUAUCUAGACAAAUCUAAGACAAGAAUUUUGGGACGGAGGGAGUACUUAACUACACACACACCUUAUACAGUCAAAAAGACUACAUACCAUCAAAUUGGCAGCUUGAAAGAAUUCAAUUCAGGAUGCCUGAUGAAUGAACUGUUCCAUGGAGGAUACACAGAAACCCUCAUCAUUAUUCAUUGAGAUAAACAGCAACAUACAGAGGGUAUUUCAGGUCUAACAAACACAAUACAACACGGGUACAUGAUAAACAGACACAGACAAACAGACAACGGUAUAUAUGUCCCUAACAUUAACAAGUUAGACAAACAGACGAUAUGGUGGGGUGGGG